Thermochaetoides thermophila DSM 1495 is the source of this 3138-nucleotide messenger RNA. RefSeq lists its product as uncharacterized. The record is from RefSeq and is a predicted model, not a curated record. NCBI's taxonomy places the organism in Eukaryota, Fungi, Ascomycota, Sordariomycetes, Sordariales, Chaetomiaceae. Gene Ontology annotation, cellular component: nuclear envelope; cytosol. Gene Ontology annotation, molecular function: small GTPase binding. Bases 1 to 3138 code for a protein of 1045 amino acids. The transcript has 2 exons. Gene Ontology annotation, biological process: protein import into nucleus.
AUGAACUUCGCCAUUGAGGUCCCAGGCGAAGCGGUUCCUUUGGGCCCUGCUGAACUGAUUAAGGCCUUGAGCGCUGCCUCUGGAUCAGGAGACAACGCACAAAGACAGUCUGCCGGCCAGCAGCUCCAGGCCUGGGAAACCCAUCCAGAUUACUAUCCGAGCCUCCAGCAAAUUUACCUUGACAAGUCUCUGGACAAGCAAGUGCGCUUCCUGGCCAUCAUUCUCCUCAAAAACGGCAUUGACAGGUACUGGCGACGGACAUCGAAGCACGCCAUCACUCCCGAGAACAAGCAGCUCAUCCGCGCUCGCCUGUUUCAAGGUUCGAUUGACGAGGAGGACAAGGCUCUAUGUCUCCACAAUGCGCUCGUGACGGCAAAGAUCGUCCGGAUAGAGUACCCGGAUGAUUGGCCAGAUGCCUUGCCCAUGCUCAUCAGGCAAACGGAGAUGGCGAACUUCCGUUCCCCUGUACAACUGCGGGGUGCUCUCACCCUCAUGUUGCGCAUCGUCAAGGAACUGGCUACAGCGCGUUUGCGUAAAUCGCAGACUGCGUUGCAGGCUGUUACGCCUGAACUUGUUCAGUUCCUUGGCAAGCUGUAUACCGCAAAGACAGCCUACUGGUUACGUUUGUGGAAAGAAGAAAUCGGCGAUGAAACUACCGCAGACUAUGCGAUCGAGAACAGCCUGCUGGCUCUCAGGAUUCUAAGACGUCUGGUCACAGUGGGCUAUGAGCAGCCUCAUACAGACUCCCUAGUCUGUAGUUUCUGGUCACUCUCGCAGAACCAGUUUGAUGAGUUCCUGAGCGGGCUCACUCCGGACUCACGAAUGACAGUGCCAUAUCAAGACCUGGUCGGCAAACACCUUAUUCAGUUCACCAAACUGCACAUCGACAUGUCCGAAAUGCACCCCGCUAGCUUCCCAGCUCUACCAAAUACCAUAACUCUUGUCAGGGCCUACUGGAAGUUCAUAAAGGACUUCUCGCAGGUCUUUGCGGAAUCUAGUGGCAUCAGGCAGUCAUCAAGUGAGUCAGUUUCUGGAAAUGCGAAGCAUGAAGGUCCAAUUGGAGAGAAGUUGGCUCUUAAGGGACUUUUGCUGCUUAGAAGCUGCAUCGCAACGGCUCAUCGCCCAGUUCAGACCUUCAAGUAUCGAAGCCCCGAGGUCAAGGAGCUUGAGAGACAAGCUGUUAACACCAUUAAGGAGGAGCUUCUUACAAAGGAUAUGUUGUUGGACAUGGUUCAGGUCAUUAUCAGCAAGCUCUUUGUCUUCAGAAAGUCUGAUCUCGAAGCUUGGGAGGAAGACCCGGAAAACUGGGAGUCCCAGGAGCGCACAGAAGGAGGUGCUUACGAAUGGGCUAUCCGCCCUUGCGCUGAGAGGCUAUUGCUCGACCUCAUCACACACUACCGAGAGCUGGGGGAACCUCUUCUCAAUUAUUGCCAAAUGGCUACAAACUCGGAUAUGGACAUUAUUACCAAGGAGUCCGCGUACUGCGCUCUUGGCUGCGCCGCAGCAGUCAUCCACCAAGCUUUUGAUUUUGACUCCUUUGUGCGCAAUAGCUUGAUCAAAGACGUUCAGAUCCAGGAUCCUCUGGCUAAACUCCUCCGUCGGAGAAUAGCCAUUUUGCUGAGCCAGUGGAUAUCCAUUAGGGUAUCCCAAGAGACUAGGCCGAUCAUCUACGAAAUUUUCCGUCAUCUGUUAAAUCCUAACGACCAGCACAACGAUGAGGUCGUGCGUAUCACAGCUGCUCGACAGCUGAAAGUCAUAGCGGAGGAUUUCGAGUUUAUUGGCGAGCACUUCUACCCCUUCGCGUCCGAUACGUUUAACCUGCUUGUCGGCUUGCUCAAACAGGUCGAGGGCGACGAGGCUAAAUAUGCCAUCCUCGAGACCAUCCGGGUCCUGGUCAGCCGGAUGGAAACACAUAUCGCCGAGUUUGGCGACGCAAUUAUGACGACGCUCCCGCAAAUCUGGGAGUCUGCCGGCAGCGAGGAAUACAUGAUUAAGCAGUCGGUCCUGGCAAUUACUUCGGCACUGAUCCUCUCGAUGCGGACAGCUUCGCAGCGGUAUCAUUCCAUGAUCAUCCCUCUGCUACGGGAGGCCAUGAACCCCGAGUCACCUCUGCAUUUGCACUUGAUCGAGGAGUCAGUUGAGCUCUGGAAGUCGAUCAUGUCGCAGGCCUCGCCGCCACUGAAUCCCGAUCUCGUUCAGAUGUUCCAGCUGGCGAUUCCACUGCUUGACUACGACUCAGAGGUGACCCUCGACUGUCUGGAACUUGCCAAGGACUACAUUCUUCUGGCGCCACAAGAUGUCCUAACUGAUGCCUUCCGUCGGCCGACUCUGACAGCUCUUGCCAAGAUCCUUGACCAUAAAGCUCGUGAGCGGUCACAACUCGCUGCGAGAUCCAUCGAGCUGAUCAUCCGCGUCGCCGAAGCAUUUGGUGGGUCACAGGGUGUCAACGUAGUUGCUCAGGAUCUGUUGGAAAUUGGCGCCCUUCGCACCAUUUUCGAGGGUAUCCACAGCUCUUGGGAAGCCGACCAAACGACAGGUCCGAACAAGAAGCAGAGCAAGAUUAGCACCAUCACCGAGACGGAUUACUUCAUCCUCCUCGCCCGCAUCGCCCUCGCCGAUCCAGCUGUUUUCGCCAAUAUGCUGACCAGCUUCGGUAACACCAUCGAUCAGGUGUGGUCGUGGCUUAGCCCGCGGUGGUUUGCCAACUUUGACUGCAUGGCCGACAUCGAGCGCGAAAAGCUUUCCUGCCUGGCACUCACUCGUCUCUGGGAGCUUCCCAACCCCAUGCAAGACCUCGUCCUCGACAAGUUACAGGAUUACAUCUCCAUGUGGACGAGCGUGGUGACCUCUUUGGCAGACGACACGCCCGAUACAAAGGGAAGGGAUAGCCUCGUGUGGACGGAGGUUCCUAGGACGGAAUACGAUACACCGAGGGAUGUGUGCGAGAACGAGUUUGCCGCGAAAGAUCCGGUGCAUACGGUGUCGACGUUUGAGUUCGUGAAGGCGAGAUUGCAAGAUAUGGUGCAAAGGGUUGGGGGCGAGCAAGCGUUUGAAGAGAAUUGGGCGAUUAAUGUGGAUCGUGAUGUGUUGGCUGGGUUCCAGAGGCUCAAUCAAGAGUUGGGAAAUACGAUGGGAUGA